This is a messenger RNA of Coregonus clupeaformis (lake whitefish), 2091 nucleotides long. RefSeq names its product transmembrane protein 236-like. NCBI's taxonomy places the organism in Eukaryota, Metazoa, Chordata, Actinopteri, Salmoniformes, Salmonidae. The transcript is spliced from 4 exons. The record is from RefSeq and is a predicted model, not a curated record. The coding region runs from base 7 to 1254 and encodes 415 amino acids.
CACAGCAUGGCCUCGGGGAGGACACUGAAGUUCGCCCUUUGCGAGGUGCUGCAGUUUGCAGGCCUGUGCGUGCCGCUCUUCAUCAUCAUGCAAAGGUUCGCCCUCAUCGUGGCGCGGGUCAAGAGUGUGGCGCAGCCGCCCGGCGACGCCAGCACCGCCUACUGGCUUAUCGUGGCCUCCUCCAUCGCCUAUGUCACCUCCACAGCCCUGCUGGUCUGGGUGCCCAUGAAGUACAUGGUGUUCACAAAUAAGAAGUUCCUUGUCGGCAGGAAGAAGUGGAGGCCGGUGGCCCUGGUCUAUGUGAUCCUCUCCACAUUACCCUGCUUUGCCUUUCUCAUUGCCAGCUCAGAGGUGCAGAUCAAUAACAGUAUAAGACAGGACACGUUCGCAGAGCUCCCCGUGUCGCUGGUGCUCUUCUCUCUCAUCUCCAUCGAUAUCGUGGAGAGGAUCCGCCACUGUCGACUCACUGGACACGCUAAUGAAUUGGACCAAGAUACUGAGAUCCCUUCCAUUGUCCUCACGCACGUGGAGCACCUACGUGGAACCCCAGUGACACCGGGUAACCCAGCAAACCCUGCAUCACCCGUAACGCCAGCUGUGCCCGGGCAACCUGCACAACCAGGGCAACCUGGUGGUCCGAAUGGGCAGGACCAGAACGGGGCAGGCUCUCGACCAGAGGCCAAUGGGACUUUCCAGGGGAUGUCAGGGGGGAUGCCAGGUAACCAGAUACCAGGGAGACAGUUUAGCAUCUCAGGCCUGAGCUCACGCUCGGCACGCUCGGCACGCUCGGCACGCUCGGCACGCUCGGCACGCUCGGCACACUCUGUCAGCACGUCGGUGGACCGCGGCGUCUCACCGUACGCCUCCACAGGGCCGCUGCACUUCCUGUGUGCCAGCGAUGCCCGAGCCGAGGUAUUUGUGGACAGCUUUCUGUUCUGGAUGGACACGGUGGAGAUGGUGAGGGUGGCUGGGCACCCGGCGGUCUACUACUCGGGCUGGGUGUUCCCUAUCUACAUUUUCAGCUACCUGUCGUGCCUGCGGCUGGUGGUCAUGCCCCACAGUCCCCUGCUGUCAUCGCUAGGCGUGGCCCUGCAGGAUCUGCCCUUCCUGUUUGUGCGUAUCGGCCUCAUCGCCUUCUUCGGCUUUGUCACGCCCCUCCUCUACCUGAUGAAGAACCUGCUUGUCUGCCUGGCCUACAUCUACUUUAACUUUAUGACCAAGCUGAGGGUUUUCAACACCGAGAGGAUGUUCUGAUCUGAGCCGCCAGCCAAAGAUGAGAAAAAACAAUGGACUAGAACCCACUGGGCAAAACUGGUUUCCACGUCAUUUCAACCCCCCCCCCCCCAAAAAAAAUGUGAUGACGUUGAAUCAACGUGGAAAACUGAUUGAAUUUGCAAAAAGUCAUCAACGUAAGGGAAUGUAUUUUUGUGUCGAAUUUUUGUUUUUAACCUAAAUCCAAUGUCAUGGUGACAUUUUUUGUUGAUUUCACGUUGAAUUCACAUUAGUUGACAACUCAACCAAAUGUAAAUCAAAACUAGAUGUUGAAAUUACGUCUGUGCCCAGUGGGAAUGGACUUUAUAACAGAGACACCAAACCAAAAGCAGACAAAAACAACAACGGGCUCACACGGCGAUGAGAAGAACGGGAGAGGAUUCCUGUGUUCGGCACAGUGAAGAGAGAUUGAUCCAUUUGAUAAUGAUUAUUCAGAUUAAAGGAGGGACAGGAUGACAUUGUGGUGCUUUUUGCAGGCUAAAAGGGAACUCUUUGGCAAUGUGUUCCCGUAAAGGGGAUGGAGGACAUUCACUGUCAGAGGACUAUGUGCUGUCAUAGUGUUAUCUUAUUUCCUAUUUGUUCAAUGUUGUUUUUUUAGCCCCCCCUCCCCAACUCCCCAACUCCCCUUGCCCCUUGUCCCCAACCUGAACCAUGGCACUUUGAGAAUGUAAAGAACCUGUCAUGUCACUUCUUACAGAUUUGAUAACAGAGAAUAUAUGAUAUUUCUAUUCUAUUACCAUAAAGUGCAGUGAAUUGUGUAAGAAUAUACAUCAAUGUUGUUAUACAUCCCAGAUUUCUUUCCCUUGCUAGGUUAUGAUC